GACAUGACAUUUCAGAGGAGCUCGUGCUGCUAGACGACAGCAGCCAGAUUUAAGUGUUGAAAAGCCAAAAGCUGAUCCACCUGAAGUCAAAAUGAACAGAAGAAAGCUGGGAUCUAGUCGGAAAAAUAAAGGAAAGAGACAGGCGAAAGGCUCAGAAACCGAGCCAUACCUCGAAGUUAGAGAGGAUGUUGAAGACACCGAGGAUAUUAAAACUCUAGAAACAGCAGAAGCAACACAACCUGACAUUCAGGAAGAAUUAACUCGGGGAAGUGAGCAAAGAAUGUCUACAAUGCACAGCAGCUUCUUGUUUUCAGACACUUCAGCUGAGAACUCUGAGGUUGAGAUCCCCACCAUCAGCCUGCAGAAUGACAUAGAAACUUCAGUGUCCCAGACUGGUUAUCUGCAGUCUGUUGGCGAGUUAGACCAGGAAAGCACUGGAAAACCGGACUUUUUUGAAAAUGAAGAAAUCAAAUUUAAUGCACAUGUCAGCCAGUCAACCAGUGACAGUGAAUCUGCUUGUGUUUUAGAUGAAGAGCUAAAAAACAAACAAGCUGCACAUUGUAACAUGUAUUCUGUGCCAGAAUCAGAGAGCAAUGAAAGCAGUGACAUAGACUUGUUGAGGCAAGAUGGAAGUACACAAGGAAAUCACUUCAUGAGUGAGUCAGAUGUUAACUCAGUACUUAUAUGCACUGUCAAACCAGAUAUGAACACACAUAAAGUCAGCUCCACAGCAAAUGACAAACGGUGUUCAACAGGGGAACAUUUGGAGGGAGACGUGAGACCUAACGAUGAUGUUGAGGUCAGCAGCACAGAAGACAUCAAAACUGCUGUUGUAAACAUGUAUCAGUUUAGAAGUCAUGUGGAGGAUGAUGUGAAUCACAGGCAGACCCUCCAUCAAGAGGAGGUGUUUGACGGGGAGAAAAUAGAAUUAUCUAUGCAUGCCCUUCCGUCAGAAAUAAAUGACCCUGUCGACUCUCAACCUCAGGACUGUUCUUUGAGUGUGAAUGAACAAGCCAGCUCAGACUUUGGCUACUUUGGAAGCCAUAGAAGUAAAGGAAGACGAAUUGAAGAGCAUGAAGUGGAUAUUUUACAAAAUGCCAAAGAUGUUAAAGCUCUUGAAACAAUCAACAUGUCAGUGGAAAGUAGUGCAACAAGUCAGAUAAGCUUAUACCAAAACGAAGAGCAUGAUGUUGACUUUUCACGAGAGAGCGCCAUGUUUUCAACAUCUGCAAGUGGUCCUUUUUCUGAAAAGUCCACCACAGCGAUGUAUCCUGAAACUGACCCCGACAAGAGUCCAAAAAGUGAAACCCUGCCAGGAGAUCAGGAUGAAAGAGAGACCAAUGUUAAUGUUGAAGUGUCCAGUGAAGCAGCGGAAUGCAAGCAGCAGGAGGUGGAUGAAUGUGACUUUCCUCAUGGUGAAGAAACCAACAGUGCUCUUCUCUCAGCAAGGGGAAUACAGGGAGAUAAGGUUCGUCCAACACAAGUGCAAGAAAUUCUCCAAACUGAUUAUACUUUUGAGACCAUGACAGGGAAUCCAGAAAUAAUUGCUGAAAACCUGAUUAGCCAAGCUGCAAGAGACAACAUGUACACGUCUGAGCUCACAGAGAAAAGUACAGAUGAUUCUGCUGUCAAACUUUCAGCUGGUGUUAGCAAACAAAGUGAUUUAAUUAAAACUGAGAGAAACUUAGAGACUGUUGACAUGAGGGAAGAGGAUUAUCGCCAGGUUGGUUCCCCGCAAACAUGGACCAGUAAUACAGAAAGCACAACAGGACUUAGGGAGAUAAAUGAGGAUGAAAGCAAAGCAGAGGAUUAUGUAACACUCUGUCCUGAACAAAGUGUUAAUCACGAUGACAGCAGUGACCGAUUAAAAGCUGAGAACAAUCAUUUCUCACGGGAAACUCUCCUGUCAGAAAUAAAUUCUCCUUCUGAUCUCGAACAUGCGGACCGUUCUGUUAGCACGGCUGAACAAACUGACUCUGGCUUUGGCCACAUUGGGAACAGAAGAAAGCUCGGCUCAAGUCGUAGAAAUAAGGGAAAGCUGAAAUUUAAAGAAUCUAAACUGGAAGUUUUAGAAAGAAAUAGUGAUGAAAAAGACCCAGAAACAACAGAAAUACUGCUGGAGACAAAGAUAACAAAUCAGGACAAAUUAAGUCAAGACACAGAGCAUGGUCUUAAUUUGCCUGUGUCACAUGACAACUCAAUGCUACCAUCAUCUGUUUCUGCGGGAUCCUCUGAAGUAGAGAGCUGUACGCCCAAAAUAUACUUUGAGAAUGAUCAGAAAAAGGUAUUUCCUCAAACUGAAAGUUUUCCAGAAGAGCAAGAGGAUGAGAGAGAGACAGAUGUUAAUGUUGAAGUGUCAGAUGAAGCAGUGGAAGCUGAGCAGUGUGAAGUGGAUGAAUGCGACAUUCUCCGCAUUGGAUCUUCUAAAGAUGCUAGUGAUGCUGUCAUUUCUGCCAACCCACUUGACCACGCUGAAAUCCUUAGCGCUCACCAGACUGAAUUCACAGUUGAAGAUAAUGACAAUCCUGCUACCAAGCAGGAAGUUCCUGCAGAAAGACUAGAUGAGCAUGCAAUACAUAGUUUAGAGUUUGUACACCUGAAAAAUGAGGAUUACACUUUUCGGGCUACCAAUCAACCAUACAUUAGUCACCCAGGAAGUAUCGUCUCUGCUCCUGGUCAGGCUCAUGAGUUAAAGGGCCAAGAAGAGGAUGACAUAAAAUCAAUUACUGAUCAGGAAAAGGAAAACUCUCUUUCUCAGACAGAGGAGCUUAAACCUGUUGGAUCACCGUUUGAAACUGGAGCGAUUGUUUCCUUCGACUACCAGCAUCAGGAAAGUUCUGGAAGUGUAGAAAACACAGGCUUCCACCAGACUGGCCACAGAAGAAAAAUGGGAUCUAGCCGUAGAAAUAAAGGACAACAUAAGGCCAAAGACUCAGCUCCCAUAACAUACCUUCAAACUAUGAAGGAAGCUGAUGGCAAGGCAAGCAGUAAUCAGUCUAGUGAAGACUCAACACCAGUGACAGAGAGCCAGGAAAAAUUCAUGGAAAUCAUACUGGAAGGGGAAAAAAUGAAUAUUCCUCAAACAGAGGAAGAGAAUAUACACUUUGGCUCUCUUGUUUGCGCUCCAGAGUUAACUGCUGCUGGCGUACAUUCAACCUCCACAGUAGAUCAAAAGGUAAUUGGAAAUUCAUGCAACAGACAGAUGCCUGAUGAGGAACUUCCCAACGGGUCUUCGCCAGCAAAGGCAGAGAGCAUGGAAAGACAUGAAUGUACAGAGCCGUCAACGCAAGAUGGAAAUUUGCAAGAGCACUCUGAGAUUGAACCUCAUCUGUUUCCAAUCAUACCAGAGAUACAGGCGGAUCCUGGACAAAACCUCGAGAAACUGUCACCAGAAGAGGAGGCUCCUGUAAAAGAGGAAGAAUUAAUCGGUGUGGGUGUGGCUCAGAACUCAGGGGCGGCUGCUGAAAAAGAGCUUGAACAGGACAUUGAGUCAGUACAAGCACGUAACAUGUCUCAGAAUGAUUACACAACUGAAACAGAGGGAGAUGAGGCCACAGUCAAUACUGUGAACAUAUCCAGAAACCUGGUUGAACAAACUGAAAUUGGGGAAGCUAGCCAGUCUGAGCCUUCAGUGACAGGCGCUGAUCAUCCUAAUACAAAGAUGGAUGACAUAGAAAGAGAAGAGACUGCACUUGGACAUCAUCAGUGUGAGAUUGAAAGCCAACUGAAGGAUGCCAUGAAUCCCAAUGAGGUGGGAACAGGUCACCACAUCAGGCAAGGAGUCCUUUCUGAAAUAUGUGAUAGUACAUACUAUUUACAAAGUCCGCCAUGUGAAACGAAUGCUCCUCUGGACUCUCAGCUUCCGCAGAAUUUCAAUGCUGAAGGGAACAGUGGAGGUAUUGGGUCCAGCCAGGAAAAACCAGCAGAAAUUAAGUUGGAGGGAAUGAGCACAUCUGACACUCUUCCCAAUAAACAAAAUGAGUGUUUUGGAACUGCUUCUGGCCUCUCUGAUUUAACAACCAAAGACUUUACUGUGGAACAGCUAAUCAAGUCAAAUUUCAAGGAGCUCCCCGAAGAUGAACCUCCCACCGCCUCCACCACAACAGAGAAUAUGGACAGAGAAAUAUUAAGGCUAUGUGGAGAUGCACAUGGAACCAAUUCAUCAAGUGAAAAUUCAGACCUUUCCAUCAUACCAGAGACAACCACAGUAAAAAAUAGCACCAUGCUUAAGGUCAGUGUUGCUCAAGACACAAUUUCGUCACAAGAGUGUGUGCCCUCAAAUGGGGAAGAAGAAGAAAAUUUAAACCUAUCUGAAGCUGCAGGAGUUUUAUGUCCACAGGAUGUAGAGAGUAAAGAGCACGAAGAGCAGCUUAACUCAGCAGAUACACAAGAAAUGCCUCAAAUCAAUUACACUACAUGUACAGAGAACAAUCCUUCUCUUCAAACACACAAAUCUGAUUCAGAUCCUCCUGUGGACUCCAAACCUCUGGGCAAUUAUCAAAGUCUCACAGAUGAAACCCUGUCAGAACCCAAACCAGCAGUUAACAGAAGGAAAAUGGGGUCCAGCCGAAGGCAUAAGGGAAGGCAGCAGGGCAAAGACAAUGCUUGGGGAAACAGGGCCAUUGCAGCGUCAGAUAUUAAUCCAGAGUUUGACAAUGGAGAUUCUCUCAAAUCCGAUGAAGACCUCUGUGAGAAAUCCACAAAACACAUCAGCGAGCCUGAUAAUUCAUGUCAGCUUGCAGGACAUGACACAGUCAAAAAGCACUUGAUGCAAUCACCACGAGCCACUGUUUGGGAAGGUGACUCAGAUAUGCAGAGAGCCCUGUAUCAUGAUCACAUUAUCAACCCCCAGUCAGACACUGUGCCUGUUCCCCAUCAAGAAGAAGCCCAAACCACAAGAGCUUUGUCUCAUGACGGGGACUCGCAGCAGACAGAAACUGUUGAAUGUCUCACAGUGGAAGACUGCAGCACAGAGGUGGACAGCUCAAUGGAUGUAAAAGAAGAGCCAGCAGAGGAUGCCUCUUCCGAAAGAGAUUUUUCGACAACAAAAGAUGAACACAGCAGCCUGCUAGAAAAAUUUCCCUCGGAUGAGGGUGAAAAGUUGCAGGUGAAAUCCCAACAGAAGAGGAGAAAGAUGGGCUCUACUCGCAGGACUCCACUCCACAGGAGACAAGAGGAGGACAACAAAGAACAAACAGAUGAAAGUUCUGUAAGCACAGAGGAUGCUGGGAGGAAUCCUGACAAGAUGGAGGUGACGGUAGAGUCACUGUUAACUGCAGAUGUAGCACAGAGUGAAAAUGUCCAGAGUGGCGCAGAGCAACAAGAAACUGACCGAAACACAAGCAUUAGAUAUGAGGAGCACGAGAUUAAAAUCGACCCAGUUACUUUCAGUACGGGAGCUGAUGAAAAUGUUGAAGGGAAAAUAAUUGAUCAUGGAGCUGAAACAUCGCAACAAGAUGACUUUACAAGCAUCGAGGUGCACAAAGUUUCUGGAACAAAUAGUAGCCUAAUGAGUCAGUCAGUGCCUCAAAAUAGUGAGGCAAACAGCGGCAUGACAGCAGGGAGCUCAGCCUCUUUUUGUGAGGUUACACCGUGUACACAAAAUAAUGAGGAUAGGCCAGAAAGUGUGAAACUCGAGAAAGUCCAAGACGCGGAUGGGCAAAACCCAAUUCACCCUAGUGAAGGAUUUCAUCUUGAGAGGAAGAGCCCAAGUCCAAAUCUAAAUUCACCCAAUAGGAGGAGAAAAUUGGGAUCCACUCGAAAGAAUCUCAGCUCACGAACCAAAAGAGAAGACUUGCAUCAAAACCAGGAGCUGGAGAAUGAAGCGGCGGAGGCUGUAACAGAGACCGACCCCCGAAUGACAGGAAAAGAUCUCCAACCCCACGCAGAGCACCAAGCAGGUGACUCUGACCAAAGGAAAGAGAAAAUAAAUGAAACAGUGGAAAUUUGCCAUGUUAUGGAGUGCCUGGUAACACCUCAGUCCGAGCAAAAAGCUGAAGGUGUUUCUCAGAGCCAACCAACAGAAACGGAAAAUCAGCAGAGUCCCAGUGUCCUUCCGUCCAACCCUCCCACAAAUGAUCCGCAGUCAGAGUCGGCUUAUGGAGGGAGGAGAAAAAAGUUUGGAUCCAACCGGAAGUCGGGCACAGGCCUACGCAGCAGCCAUGCUGGAAGAGAGGCCAGAACAGGGGCAGAAAAUGAGAAGGAUGUGAAAGGAAUCACAGAGGAAGCUGCAGAGAAGGAACCUGACGACUGCAGGGAAGAAUCACCUGCUCUGGACAAAAUACAAGAGGUUGCUGAAAAUGACGAGAGGGCCUCGACCGACUUCAGCAUCUCAAGUCCCAAAGAGCUCUCAGAACGUGUGAGUGAGAGGACUUCCACCCAACCUGGAAUCAGCCUGACUCAUGGAAGUCAUCUUCCUUUCGCAGGUGGUUCCAGAGGGACGGACUUCGGGUCAAAGGGCUACAAUGUAGUGAUGAUAGGAGACAGCUAUGUGGGGAAAACCUCCUUUAUGAAAAGAGCCCAAAAUGGGAAGUUUUCAUUAGAUUUAUCUGCCUCUGUUGGCCUUGAUUCCUGCAUGUGGACUGUGGUAGUGGAGGGAAAACCGGUGGUGCUACAGUUAUGGGAUACAGCAGGUCAAGAAAGGUUUCGUAGCAUCACGCGGCAGAUUUUCCACAAAGCGCAGGCAUUUCUCUUGAUGUAUGAUAUUACCUGCACUCAGAGUUUCUCUGCAGUAAGCUACUGGGCAAACUCCAUUCAGGAGGGUGCUGCAGAUGAUGUGACAGUUUUACUUCUUGGGAACAAGAGUGAUCAUGAACAACGGCAGGUUAAAACUCAGCAGGGGGAGAUUCUUGCUAAGGAAUACAACUUUGAGUUUAUGGAGUGCAGCGCUGCCACUGGUGAAAAUGUUAUUGAGGCUUUGGAAACUGUAGCCAGGAUGUUGAGUCAAAGGCCUGACUCAACAGAGGAAGCCACAGCGUUGCACAGCCAGCCAGCGCCGAAAAAAAGGUCAACGUGUUGCUGAACAACAUUUCAGUUGACACCUUAACAUUCAUUCCAACAGGCUGUAUGUACUUAGGGUUGUUACAUUUGCAGACAUUUAAUUUCCUUUUCACACUAAGCUUCGGCUAUCUAUUGCUGUACCACAUCUGUUAAAUGGUGCUUGUUGUUUCAAGACAUUGACAGGUGAAAACAAAGCUUGUAAAUGUCCUUUUUAUAAAAAAUGUUUAAUCAUAUUCUAGCAAGUAAGGAGAUUACUUUUUUUCCAAAAAAUGGGUUGCUGUGUUUCCUUGCGAAACUUGGAAUUAUCCUCUUUACUUAAAUCUAACCUUUGAAAAGUUUCUAAAAUAUUUUUUCGAAUAUUACUUUUUUAAGCUGUAAUAGCAAAACAGACUGUAAGUUUUAAUCCGCAUGCACUUUCAGUUGAGAAAAACAUUCAUAUUAAGUUUUCUCAAAGUCAGUCUGUAGCUCUUUAAAGUUUGUUCUACAAGGUCUACACUUGGCAUGAUUUGUGUGGAUAAAUGUUUACAUGGUAUAUUCUGUCUGAGCAAAUGAACAUUUCAUGGUAAAAAACAUUUUUUUGGUAAUCUAUUGCAUAUGGGGUGGUCAGCAAUGUUUCUAUCUUGUUGUAGCUGUCCAGUACACGGUGUUGCUCUAUAAUAAAAUGAAUUGUUAUUUUGCGUUUGCUAUCUGUUUUAGAUAAAUAGAACCGCAGAGCUCCCUUGCAGUUGUCACAGCUGCCUGGUCGGUCAUAUAAUCAUAAAUACACUUCAUGCCUCUAUGAUUAAAUACAGUGCGAGUGUAAAUGUUUCAAUGCACUUUUUUAUUACUUGGUUGUGUAUUUCGCUAUAGUUUAUAUCCCCUGAGUACCUACACAGCACAUUGUGUUCCCAGAAACACAAUCAAACAAUAAAACUGUUUUGUCAUUUUGCAAGCUCAAUAAAUCUCCAUGACUACAAUUUGUCUGCUUGCUUACUUAAUUUGUGUCCUCAAGUGAGUUGUGUUUCUCCAGACUGACAAUGAAAACUGUGUUCCCAGUGGGACAACAAGUCCUUGAAUGGUAUGAAGAGCAUGUGAACAAUGGCGCCAGGGCAAUAUCUCUGCAAGAUCCCAAAACAAAUGCAGAGCGAGCAUCAUUAGAGAUCAUAGAUGAUUCAAUUCAAUUAAAAAAUACAUUAUUUAUCCCAGAGGAAAGUUAAAUGUUGAUGUAACUCAUUUAAUUAAGGAGGUAUUAUAGACUCUAAUGGCU
Messenger RNA from Menidia menidia (Atlantic silverside), 8245 nucleotides. The record is from the annotation of a GenBank genome assembly. Lineage: Eukaryota; Metazoa; Chordata; Actinopteri; Atheriniformes; Atherinopsidae.